AUGAUGGACGAAACCCAAUUCGAGCGGUAUUAUGAGGCCAUUAAACAGUGGACGUUUCCGUCGGUGAUUCUGCCAGCGAAUGAAAAUCAAAUCGUCGCACUUCGAAACGGCCAUGAGUUGUUCAAAAGUCUUUCGUCGACUGACGAUGAUGAAAAGACAGAAGAAUGUUUUCGAAAGUAUCCAGAUUUAGCAGAACUAGCGGCAAGAAUUGAUAGUUGCAGUAUAAAACGACCGGUAUUUGUCCGAUUGUCCACAAGAAGUCCAAAAGAUGCCGUGUUACUAUUGAAUAAAGACAAAUUCAAGCAGAUCUUCCAACAAAUAUUCAACGAACUCAAAUCCGAUGAGACAUCCAAACAUAAUCAGCAGAUGAUUGCUCUGGAUGAGGCAUCGAUUCGUAUUCUUGCUGUUUAUGACGGUUUUCACGCAGUUCAACUGCUUCUCGCUAGCGAACGCAUUCAAGAUGAUCUUAAAUCAUCUUUAUCGUUGAAUUUGAUUGUUCGAGAAUUCCUCAUGGAUCGCCAGAGUUUAAAAAGUGAAUUUCGUGCGUUUAUCUACAAACGAAAGUUGACUGCGUUGACUCAAUACAACGAAUACAUUGUAGACAGAGUUUUGAUCGAGCAGAAACGCAUCGUUUUAGAAUCAGUUGAGAAUUUCUUCAAAACAGAAAAUCUUCUCGAACAAAUUCCAUACGAUAAUUGCGUGUUGGACUUGAUUCUAAUCGAAAACUCUCCUGGUAAUUAUCGAGUGUAUAUCUGCGAAGUUAAUCCAUUAGCAGAAUUUGCUGGUACAGGACUAUUCUCAUGGUUGAACGAUCGAGCAAUCCUUUUAGGUGAUGCACCAUUUGAAUUUCGCAUAAGAGAAUCUGAAACAAAAGAAUCUAAUCAGGCGGAUAAACAAUGGUUAUCAUUAAUAAAUCAUUUGUAA
Adineta ricciae is the source of this 924-nucleotide messenger RNA. The record is from the annotation of a GenBank genome assembly. Lineage: Eukaryota; Metazoa; Rotifera; Eurotatoria; Adinetida; Adinetidae.